Messenger RNA from Schistosoma turkestanicum, 1716 nucleotides. Lineage: Eukaryota; Metazoa; Platyhelminthes; Trematoda; Strigeidida; Schistosomatidae. The record is from the annotation of a GenBank genome assembly.
GAAUGUCUUUACUGUGUUCCUUAUCAAACGAGGUGCCUGAGCACCCAGUGGUUAGUCCGCGUUCUGGUCAUAUUUUUGAAAGACGGUUGAUAGAAAAAUAUCUUGCAGAAAAUGGAACUGACCCAAUCGAUCAACAACCUUUGGCAGCUGAGGAGCUCAUUGAUGUCAAAACAUCAACUUUUGUUCGUCCUAAACCUCCAUCCGCAACAUCGAUUCCCGCCAUAUUAAAGACCCUACAGGAUGAGUGGGAUGCAGUUAUGCUGCAGUCAUUUACACUUCGACAACAGUUACAGACGGCUAGGCAGGAGUUAUCACAUGCUCUGUACCAGCAUGAUGCCGCUUGUCGUGUUAUCGCUAGGCUAACAAAAGAAGUAACAGCUGCACGUGAAGCUUUGGCUACAUUAAAACCACAAGCUGGCAUAAUACAACCAGCUCAAAUGAAUGUGCAAAAUGUUAAUUCAACCCAUCAACCUCCUCCAAGCGCAACCCCACCAAUUCCUCAACCCUCGGACACGAGUGACAAUUCAACUACUGUAGAUUCAAACCAACUGCAAGAAGAGAUUGGUAUUAGCGAAGAUGUUAUCAAUACUUUACAAGAACGAGCUAGUCAGCUUACUGCAGAGCGAAAACGACGUGGAAAAACAGUACCAGAAGGAUUAGCUAGAUCUCGAGCUAUUUCUGAAUAUCAGCAAUUGGCUAAUCAUGUAGGCCUUCAUUCUGCCAGCAUGCCUGGAAUUAAUUGUCUUGACAUCAGCAAAACAUCCCCUGAGAGAAUUGUGACUGGGGGUAACGAUAAAACUGCUGUGGUGUUUGAUCUUUCUACAGCACAAGUCAUAUCUAUUCUCAAAGGACAUGGCAAAAAAGUUACACAGGUUGUUUAUCAUCCUUCUGAAGAAUUAGUGUUCACAGGUUCUCCUGACACAACUUUGAGGGUUUGGGGUGUAGAACAAGGUCAGUGUGCAAGUAUAAUUCGUGCGCACAAGGGGCCUGUAACUGGCUUAAGUAUUCAUGCAACUGGAGAUUAUUUGCUUUCUUGCAGCUCAGAUGGUCAAUGGGCAUUCAGUGAUUUGCGACACGGACGCGUUUUGGUUAGGAUUUCCGCUGUGGAUAAGUCUGGAAGUAUCCAAGCACUUACAUGCGCUCAGUUUCACCCAGACGGUCUUAUUCUCGGUACUGGUACCGCCGAUGGAGAGGUGAAGAUCUGGGAUGUAAAGGAACGGCGCAACGUCGCAAAUUUCGCACAUGGUUCCGGUGCUAACCAACCAGUUACAGCUGUCGCUUUUUCUGAGAAUGGAUAUUACCUGGCUACAAGUGGUGGCGAUAGUCAAGUAAAGCUCUGGGAUCUGCGGAAAUUAAAGAACUUUAAAACUUUGAUUCCUGGUGAAGAUCAGCCAUCUUACGAAAUAUGCGAUGUGGAAUUCGACCAAUCUGGUUCAUACCUUGCUGUUGCUGGUACUGAUGUACGUGUGUACUUGUGCAAACAGUGGGAUCAAUUAAUUUCAUUCAAUGCACACACAGCACCUGCAACUGGAGUUCGUUUUGGUGAGAAUGCAACUACGGUUAUUUCCGCCAGUCGUGAUCGCUCAGUAAAAGUAUUUGGUACAUAAAUUACUCAUGAUCUUACUUGCAGUUUCCGCGGUUCUGCAUUUUUUUGGUUAAAAUCCGUAUUACGAAUGUCAUUGUAUUAUGUUUUUAUAAAAUAUUUGUGUAUUCGCG